Molecule: messenger RNA, 1180 nt
Organism: Durio zibethinus
Lineage: Eukaryota; Viridiplantae; Streptophyta; Magnoliopsida; Malvales; Malvaceae
Source: RefSeq, a predicted model, not a curated record
UUUAAAUAGCUGACUAGCCCUUUUUCCCAGUGGACACCGGAGAAAGCUGCUGAGUAAAACUGCUAGCCGCAAACGCUGUGGGAAGCAGUGGUGUUUAUUUUUUUUAUUUGGGGACACGAAAAUUGCGACGAUGAUCUCUCGCAGUCGAACGCUCAUCUCGAAGCUCCCCAUACGCUGCGAUUCCUCUUCGUUUUCUUCUAUUUUUUUCAUAUCUCGCCAACCCCAAAACCCUCUGCAUCCUAAACCCUUAAACCCCAAUUUCACUUUCACAACUUUCCUUCCAACCCAAUCCGAUCACUUUCGCUCACUCCCAAACCAAAAACGAAUUACUCCUGAGAUCAAUUUUGUUAGAUCAUUCUCAAGUUCUUGUACCAAAUCCAACGUCCGUAAUUUCAACUGUUCUUCAAUUGACAGAACCCGAAACCCCAUCCAUGAUAUACUUGGUCAAAAGUCCAUAACUGCAGAUCUUGAUUUGAUAAGAUCAUAUGCGAGUUUGAGUACCAAUAGGAACAGUCCUUGCUCUAAGUGGGUCUCGGAGCACAGCCCUAGAUAUCUUUCAACUUCUAGCACAAAAGCUGACACUGAGAAGCCAGCGAAAGCUAGUGAAUAUCCGAGUCAAAACCCAGAUUUCAAGCACCAAGAAAUCGAGGGGCCAACUGUAGAACGUGAUUUAUCUGCGUUGGCUAACGAGACAAGAGAGGCUCUUGAAGGAAUGAUGAAGAAUAUGUAUGGACUUAGUAAAGCAGUGGCUAUUCUUGGUUUGGUCCACCUGGGUCUAGGAGCUUGGGUAUCGUAUAUUUCUGCAUCACACACAAUAAGUGAGGUUUCAGUUCAAAGUAUCCUGGCAUUUGGGUUCCCUUUUACACUGGCGUUUAUGUUGCGACAAUCACUGAAGCCCAUGGACUUCUUCAAUAAGAUGGAGAAGCAAGGUAGGCUACAGAUUCUGACUCUUACUCUUCAGGUUGUGAAGAAUUUGAGUAUUUUCUUUGUUCGGGUGCGAGGGGUUUCUUUCUUGUGUAUUGCAGGGAUGUUGAUUGGGUUGCUGUUCAAUGUUUUGUCCAAGUGAAGCUUAAUUUUAAGUUUUGAUAUUUGAGUUUUCAUAGAAUCUAUGUGUUUUUGGAUUAUCAUUAAGUUGAAAUUAAAACAUCUUGAAUGAGAAUAAUUUUUUCAAGGGAAAAGA